This is a messenger RNA of Myxocyprinus asiaticus (Chinese sucker), 3257 nucleotides long. It is a transcript of the gene lman1, whose product is annotated as lectin, mannose-binding, 1. Gene Ontology annotation, cellular component: endoplasmic reticulum membrane; COPII-coated ER to Golgi transport vesicle; endoplasmic reticulum-Golgi intermediate compartment. The transcript is spliced from 13 exons. Gene Ontology annotation, biological process: endoplasmic reticulum to Golgi vesicle-mediated transport; Golgi organization; endoplasmic reticulum organization. Gene Ontology annotation, molecular function: D-mannose binding. Bases 8 to 1519 code for a protein of 503 amino acids. The record is from RefSeq and is a predicted model, not a curated record. NCBI's taxonomy places the organism in Eukaryota, Metazoa, Chordata, Actinopteri, Cypriniformes, Catostomidae.
CUGAAACAUGGCGGUAACCAUAGCCAAGUGCCUGGCAGCUCAUGUCUGUUUUUUAUUAAUAUCUUUAAUAUUUCACUCUGCUUUUGCCGACAGCCCUGCCGGAGACAUGCCACAUCGGCGCUUCGAGUACAAAUACAGUUUCAAAGGGCCGCAUCUGACUCAGAGUGAUGGAAGAAUCCCAUUCUGGGUUCAUACUGGGAAUGCCAUUCCAAGUUCGGAUCAGGUCCGAAUCACCCCUUCUUUGCGCAGUCAGAAGGGUUCAGUAUGGACAAAAUCUCCUGUAAAUUUUGAAAACUGGGAGGCUGAAGUUGUAUUCCGUGUGUCCGGACGAGGGCGGAUGGGAGCUGAUGGGCUGGCCAUAUGGUUCACGACUGUUCAAGGUUUGGAGGGCCCUGUGUACGGGGCUGCCGAUCAGUGGAACGGUGUGGGAAUAUUCUUUGACUCAUUUGAUAAUGAUGGAAAGAAAAAUAACCCUGCUGUCCUGGUGGUGGGUAACAAUGGAAAACUUGUUUAUGAUCAUCAGAAUGAUGGGACAACCCAGUCCCUGGGUACAUGCCUUAGAGAUUUCAGGAACAAACCCUACCCUGUACGCGCCAAAAUCAUCUACUACAAGAAAACAUUAUCGGUUUUCAUCAAUAACGGCUUCACUCCUGAUAAAGACGACUAUGAGUUCUGCACCAAAGUUGAGAACAUGAUCAUUCCUGAUACCGGAUACUUUGGCAUCUCUGCAGCCACUGGGGGACUUGCAGAUGACCAUGAUGUGCUGUCAUUUUUUCUUUUCAGACUUACAGAGCCUGGGCAGGAUCUGCCUCCCCCUGAAAAAGAGAUUCCCAAAGAGGAGAAGGACAAGUACCAAGAGGAAUUUGAAAAUUUCCAACAAGAGCUGGACAAAAGGAAAGAGGAGUUUCAGAAAGAGCACCCUGAUGUUCAGGGGCAGCCCAUUGAGGACCUGUAUGAGAGCGUGAAUGACCGGGAGAUCCGUCAGGUGUUUGAGGGCCAGAAUCAACUCCAUCUGGAAAUCAAGCAGUUGAAUCGGCAGCUGGCCAUGAUUCUGGACGAACAACGCCGUUACGUGUCCGUCCUCACAGAAGAGAUCUCCAAACGCACAUCGCAACCACAGUCAGGACAGGCUCCCAGUCAUGAAAUGGACACGAUUAUCAACACACAACAGGAGGUUUUGAGAAACCUUAAUGAAGUAAGGAAUUCGUUGGCAGGCUCGCUGAAGCAGUUAGCAGUGGGUCAACAGCAGGGUAACACAGGUGGCCUGGGAACAUAUGAGACAGUCCAGCACUUCAAUGACAUAAAAGAGCAUUUACACGAAGUCAAGAGGAACAUCGAACAUAUAAUUCAGAAAAAUGUGAAUCCUGCAGAGAAAAUGAAAUGUCCUGAACUUCCUCCAUCACCCAGCUGCCUCUCCACCACACACUUUAUGAUCUUUAUCGUCAUUCAGUCCCUCCUCUUCUUCGGCUAUGUAAUGUACAAGAGUCAACAGGAAGCUGCAGCUAAGAAGUUCUUUUGAUGAAGUAGAGCUCUUGGUAAUCACAGCACAACGUGUACAUGAGGAAUUGUCCAUUUUUGUUCAUUUCCAGUUUGUUUGUUUUUCUGUUUGCAAACUGUAAAUUAUUAUGCUUGAAAAGUAUUUUGUUUGAGGAUUUUUUUUGUUUUGUUUUGGGGUUUUUUAUCAGAGUUGUACAGGGUUUGAAUGGCUGCUCUUUUUCCAAGUGUGUGUUACAUUUUACCAAAUAUGAUUUAAUAUAUUCCUUAGAUGCCUAACAUUAUAUUUACAUUUAAAGACCAGUCCAAGGAUCAUUUUAAAAACCUCAAUCACUGUCCCCAGGCAUUUUCUGAACUGUGGUAAAAGUUGCUGCAAUAUUAUAAAGCAUUUGAACAAGUCCUUUGGUGCAUGCUUUACAAGAAGGCUGUUUUUAUUAUUAUUAUUAUUAUUAUUAUUAUUAGUUUUAUUCUUACAAAAGUGUUAAAGCCUAAUUGUAUUGGUGGAAACAAGCACCUCAAAGGUGAAUACGUGUUUUGAAUCUUUAAAACAUGGGAAAUAUGUUUUUCUUCUCAAACAAUUUACAUAAAAAAAAACUAUUUGAAUGACCUUCGUGUUGCCUCUUUCUGCCAACUUACCAAAACAUUUUGUCCAAAAAAAUGUUUUUUAAACGUUCACCAUAGGGGCUGUUCAGGCGGAACACAUUCUCAGGUUAAAAAAUGCUAGAUGCAGCAGAAUGAAUGGAACAGAAUGCGGGUGUCUCAAAAUGUGUUUUUCAAAGUUAACGUUCUUUUUUUUAACUUAACAUGGCAUCUUAAAGGGAUAGUUCACCCAAAAAUGAAAAUUUUCUCAUAAUUUACUCACCCUCAUGCCAUCCAAGAAAGUGUAUGACUUUCUUUUGCUGAACAAUAUUUUUAGAAGAAUAUAUCUGCUCUGUAGUUCCAUACAAUGCAAGUGAAUGAUGGCCAGAACUUUGAAAGUCCAGAUCAAUAUUUUAGUCCUUAACAUGCUUCUUUUGUUUUUGGCGAUUCACAUUUUUAUGCAUAUCGCCACCUAUUGGGACUUACAUUGAUCUGUUUCUCACCCACACCUAUCAUAUCGCUUCUGAAGACAUGGAUUUAACCACUGGAGUCAUAUGCAUAUGUUUACUGCUGCCUUUAUGUGCUUUUUGGACCUUUAAAGUUCUGGUCAGCAUUCACUUGUAUUGUAUUGUAUGGACCUUCAGAGCUGAGAUAUGGUUCUAAAAAUCUUUGUUUGUGUUCAGCAGAAGAAAGAAAGUCAUACACAUCUGGGAUAGCAUGAGGGUGAAUAAAUGAUGAGAGAAUUUUCAUUUUUGGGUGAAAUAUCCCUUUAAAAUGUAGUGCUCGUGAAAGAUGAUGCCACCAUAGAUACAACCCCAUCACAAUAAAUCUGGAGUUGGUGUACUUUUUAUUUGAAUAGAUAAGUAUAUUCUAGUAUAACUCUUGUGUCUAUGUGCCUUGUAAAAAAUUGCACAUUUAUAAUUGGAAAAAAAUAUUAAUAACCCAUAACAUUUAUCUUAAAACAUGUUUUGUGCCAACCCUGUUACAUUCAAAAUGUGCAAAAAUAUCUAAUAUCAUUGCACUGGCAAUGCAUUUCUAAGCACAGUUUUCUUGUGUUAUAUAAUUCACAUAAAAGGCACAUUAAAAUGAAAGUGACAUAUGUAAAUUAAGCUGAUAUGCCAAUGAAAAACAAAGAAAUAAAUUGUAUGUUUUACUUAUUACGUUCUUUUGCAUUACACACUAAA